AUGAAUACCAAGAGAGGUGCCGCCAAGGGCGUCUCGCUGGCCAAGCGCAAAGCCCAGGCAAACGCGUUUGACAAGUUGAGCGAGAACCCAACAGAAGCCGAGCUCAAGAACGCCGCCGCCAAUGUCGCCCUCGCUGAGCUCGAGGAGAGAGUUGCCGAUGUCCGCGACUCGUGGGAGACGGAAUCUCUCUUUGAAGAUGCGUUUGAGGAGCUGACUGCUAAUUCCCCGAAUGGGAGUGAUGAUGCUGAUGUCUGCACGCCCGAGGAGGCUAGCAGGCUUCGCCGGGAACUCCGAGAACAGGGCCCCGCCGUCUUCUGUGAACGCACUGUCGAUGCUGGUCGCUACACGGCCAAGAAGCUUCUCAGCGCCUUUGGAAUCCGUCCGCCAAACUUCCUCGAGGGCGAGGAUGACGAGGCUUACUUCAGCUUACUGUCGCUGGCCAUCACCCGCGAGUUGUCCAAGCGCGCUAAGCUGUCCAAAUACAACUCGCUCGAAGAUGCCGUGGAUCUGAUCCAGCAGAGCAAGAACAUUAUCCUUCUAACCGGCGCUGGUAUCUCGACCUCGCUGGGCAUUCCCGAUUUCCGUUCCAAGGGCACUGGUCUCUACUCCAAGCUUGAACAUCUGGGUCUAAAUGAUCCCCAAGAAGUCUUUGACAUCGAUGUCUUCAGACACGAUCCUACCAUCUUCUACUCGGUCGCUAAGGACAUCCUGCCCAACACCGACCGUUACACACCCACCCACAAGUUCAUCGCCAUGCUCAACGAGCGCGGCAAGCUUCUGACCAACUACUCGCAAAAUAUCGACAACCUUGAAAUCAAGGCAGGCGUCCCCAAAGAGAAGCUCAUCCAGUGCCACGGGUCCUUUGGCACAGCCACCUGCGUCCAGUGCGGCUACAAGAUGCAGGGCGAGAAGAUCUUCCCAGACAUCAAGGCAGACAAGAUCCCCCGGUGCCCGCGAUGCAUCCAGACACUGCGCACAGCCGGCGGUACCGUCAAGCGUAAGAGGUCCGCGGGUCUGGAGAAGAAGCGCCGUCGCUGGAGCGCGGAUGAUAGCUCUGACGACUCUGAGUACGACAUCCCUACUGCAGGCGUUAUGAAGCCCGACAUUACGUUUUUCGGCGAGGCGCUGCCCGAUGAGUUCUCCAGGCGCCUGACGGAGAACGACCGCGACAAGGUCGACCUGGUUGUUGUCAUUGGUACAUCCCUCAAGGUGACGCCUGUGUCCGAGAUUGUCAGCUGGCUGCCUUCGCACAUCCCCCAGAUCUACAUCUCGCGCCAGGCCGUCUCGCACAUCAACUUCGACAUUGACCUGCUGGGCGACUGCGACGUUGUCGUGACGGAGCUGUGUCGCCGCCUGAGCUGGCCCUUCAAGCACGAGAUGGUGCCCAAGGGCCAGAAGAUUGACGUGGCUACAGAAGAGGGUUACAAGAGCCGGCACACGUUUGAGGUUCGGGGCGCCAAGUCUAGCCCCUAG
Molecule: messenger RNA, 1473 nt
Organism: Ilyonectria robusta
Lineage: Eukaryota; Fungi; Ascomycota; Sordariomycetes; Hypocreales; Nectriaceae
Product: DHS-like NAD/FAD-binding domain-containing protein
Exons: 2
Coding region: 1-1473 (490 amino acids)
Molecular function (GO): NAD+ binding
Source: RefSeq, a predicted model, not a curated record